This is a messenger RNA of Ailuropoda melanoleuca (giant panda), 5289 nucleotides long. RefSeq names its product tetratricopeptide repeat domain 34 (gene TTC34). The transcript is spliced from 9 exons. NCBI's taxonomy places the organism in Eukaryota, Metazoa, Chordata, Mammalia, Carnivora, Ursidae. Gene Ontology annotation, molecular function: protein binding. The record is from RefSeq and is a predicted model, not a curated record. Bases 138 to 3380 code for a protein of 1080 amino acids.
GCGGGGUGUUGUCGCUCUCCCGGGAAACCGACCCCCGGGCGGAGCCGCAGCCGCCGCCCCUCCCUACGGCAGGCCGCGCGCGCCCCGCACCGCCUCGGAGCACAGGCGUGCCCGCGAGGACUGGACAUGGGCGCGUCAUGGGCACAGCUGUAAUGUCGGCACAGGAGCUCGCGGCCUGCCUCUGCCGGGAAGGAGACCAGCGCCUGGCCCUGGGAGAGCCCCCGUUGGCCGCCGCCUUCUACCUGGCUGCGUUCAGCUGCCACGCCCCCUCGGCCGUGCGGGGCGUCAGAGCUGCCCUGGCCGAGGCUCGAGGGGCACCCGUGGUGGCCACCCUAGAGGCCUGGUGCCGCGGCGACAGCCAGAUCCCCACCAUCCACUGGGACGGCAUGGCGGUUGUCUCCCUGACGGGAACCCUGGCCUCCGCAUUCCUGGCCACCCUCUGGCCAGACCACCCAGCCGCGGUCCUGCACUCCCUGGCCGGCCUGCUGGCUCAGGGGCGCCACCAAGAGGUGGCUCGGCGCUGCGGCACCUUGCUGGAUGCUCGCUCCCAGCAGGCCCUGGAGCUGCAGCUGACCCGCGCCCUGGCCUGGGUCCUGUCCGGGGUGCAGGUGGACGCUGGCGUGGCCGACUAUCUGCAGGCCUUUGCCUCCAGUGCAGACCGGACCGUGGCCUUUGUUCGAACCCACCAGCAACCCUACCUCCCCGUGCUGAUCGGCACCCUCCAGGACUAUAGCUCAGGGCGCCAGCAGGAGGCCGGCUGCAGGGGACUCCUGGCAGCCCUGGACCCCGGGGGCACCUGGAGCGACGCCCUGUCACCGGAAGCCCUGCUCCGCAGUGGCAGGUAUGAGGACUGCCAGGCAGCAUGCAGCCGGGCCCUUGAGACUGACCUGACAGGCAGCCCACCCCAAGGUGAGCGUCGGGCCUCUCUGCUGGUCACCCGAGCAGCCGCGGCCUUAUUCCUGGACAGUGGGGCCCGGGACCUGCUUCGGGACCUGCACGAGGCCUUCCGCCAGAGCCCGUCGGGGGCGCGGAGGCAGUUUGAGGCGGUGCUGUCCGCGGGGGACCGAGAGCGCGUGCGGGCCCAGGCGCAGGAAGAAGCGGACAUGGGCUUCGCCCACUUCCAGGAGGCCGUGCGGAGCCGCGCUGAGCUCCGCGAAAACUCGGGCCGCGAGCUGCUGGCCCCCGUAACCCGUGCGCUCCGUGUCCUGCUACGCGUUGCGCCGCCCGGGGUGCGCCCGGCACUGGGCACAAGCUUGGCCGAGUGCCUGCUGCUGGCUGGGGACGCGGCGGGCGCCCGGGCGCUGUGCGAACGCUUGCUGCGGCCUGCGCGCCCCGGGGACCGUGCUGACAACCUUGUCAGGGCCCGCACCGGGGACCGCGCGCCCCUGUUGGCGCUGCGUGGCUUCUGCGCGCUGCACGCCGGUGACGCGCGGAGCGCCCGGGAGGACUUCCAGGAGGUGGUGGAGCACGGACCGCCGCACCUGGGCAGCUGCGUGCGCGCGUUGUGCGGCCGCGGGCUGCUGAGGGUGCUGGAGGGUAGCGCGUUCCUGGGUGCGCUGGACUAUGUCACCGCCUGCCGUCUGCAGCCCGAGGAGGCACUGCUCAUCGCCAAGGCCUACGUCCCCUGGAACCAUCGGGGCCUCCUGCUGACCGUGCUGCGGGAGGAGGGCCGCAGGAUGCUGCAGCGGAGGCCAGACCUGGGACUCCUGGGCGCCCCGGGCUGCCGGAGUAAGGCCACGGAGAUGGAGAGCCCCGAGGCGCAGGAAGGGGAUGCCCAUGGCGUGUACCAGCUGGCCAUGCUCCUGAUGGAGCUGGACAGGGACGAUGAGGUGUCAAGCCUCCUGGGGGCUGAUGCCCUGUACCGCCUGGGCCGUCUGGAGGACGCCCACAAGGCCCUGCUGCUGGCCCUCUCCCGGAGGCCCCAGGCGGCUCCCGUGCUCGUGCGACUUGCCCUGCUGCAGCUGCGAAGGGGCUUCUUCUAUGACGCAAACCAGCUGGUGAAAAAGGUGGUCCAGUCCGGGGACACGGCGUGCCUCCAGCCCACCCUGGACGUCUUCCACCACGAGGACCGGCAGCUGCUGCGGGGCCACUGCCACUCUCGGGCCCUAGCCAUCCUGCGAGCGCGGCCCAGCGGGGCCGAGGGCACAGCCCACACCAGGGAGGCCAUCGCAUACCUCUCUCUGGCCAUCUUCGCUGCAGGGAGUCACGCAGUGGAGUCCCUGCUCACCCGUGCCCGCUGUUACGGGCUCCUGGGCCAGAAGAAGACGGCCAUGUUUGACUUCAACUCAGUGCUGCGGGCUGAGCCGAGGAACGUGCAGGCGCUGUGCGGCCGGGCGCUUCUGCACCUGGCCCUGGGCCAGCAGAAGGAGGCUGUGGAUGACAUCCUCUUGGCUCUGAAGCUCGACCCCAGGACAGUGGUCCCUGAGAUUCGCUCUCUGAAGCCGGAGGCCCAGGCCCUUAUCACCCAGGGCCUCUGGUCCCGCUGCCGGGCCCUCCUGAGCCAGCCGCUGGUCACCGGGGCCGCCCUCAGCGACGAGGACGCCCAGGGCCUCCUAGCUGUGGGGGAAGCGCUGAUCAAAAUCGAUGCUGGGCAGCCGAGGGGGCAUAUUCUGCUGGCAGACGCACUCACUGCAAUGGGCAGCUACGAGGAAGCUGGCACCUGCCUGCAGAACGCCCUGCACCCCGCCCCACAGUCAGAGGUGGCCCGCGCCCGGCAAGGCCUCCUCUGGCUCAAGAAGGGCCAUGUACCAGCUGCGAUGCGGGAGCUGCAGUGCCUGGCCGAGGUGGACGCCCAGGAGCUCGGCUUCCUGCUGCAGCGCCUGGAGGCCUCGGAGCGGCAGAGCCUCAGCCAGGCUGCGGCCCAGGAAGCCAACACCCUCCUGAAUUCGGGGCACCCCAGGCAAGCACUGGGCUACUGCUCACUGGCGGUCCUCGCCGGGGGCAGCAGUGCCCAUCACCUGCGCCUCAGGGCCACCUGUCUGGCUGAGCUGCAGGAGUUUGACCGGGCACUGGCAGACCUGGACCAUGUCCUCCAGUUGGAUGUGGGGAACCACGACCUCCCGAUGAGGGUGGAGGACCUGUGUUCCCAGGGCCGCCUGUUGCUGAGCCUGGGGGAUGGGGCCAGGGCCACAGGGACCUUUUCCCAGGCCCUCAAGCUGGCACCCACCCUAGCCCAGAGCAGCCUGUGGGAGCAGCCAGGCCGGGGCCCCACUGCCCAAGCGUUCCUGUGCCAUGGCCAGACCUGCCUGGAGGAGCAGCGCUAUGCAGAAGCCUGGACGGCAGUGGAGAGUGGCCUCCUGGCAGACCCUGAGCACAGCGGCCUGAAGAGGCUGAAGGCGAGAAUCCGGAGGGAGGCAUCCUUGGGCUGCCGGCUCCACUGACCCAACGCUCUCUAGGCCCAGGCGUGGGCCGCCCCCCAUUGCACCCUGGCUGGGCUCCUGAGCAACAGGGUAUGGUGGGCCUAGUGCUGCAGAUCAGACUCCGCUGAGAAGAGAGACUACAGAAUUGGCACAGUUUAGGUCACCGAGAAGGUGCUUAUAACAGAGCACGAUAGAUAGCAUUGCCUCAUCUCAAGACAGCAAAGCUAUGAAUUAAUUUUUUAAAGUUCCCUGCAUGGGAAACAGCUCUUGGGUCCGAGGAGGAGGUCACGUCUGAAAUCAAAGGCUGUUGAAAAACUAGUCAUCACAAAACCCAUGCAGAGAAGCCCUGUGGGCUGCAGCCCCACCGGCCCCGAGGGAAGGCCCGGCCCCAAGCAGGUUCCUAAGCAAUGGAAGGAAAUGAAGUGCACGUGCAGUUCAAGAAGUUAGAAAAAGACAGUAAAACUAAGAAAAUCGGGAGAUAGAAAUUAAGGAUAAAAGCAGAAAUUAAUAAAUUAGGAAAAGAACAGAAUAAAUAAAUACAAAAUCUGGUUCUUCAAAAAAUAAAGUAAGUGAACCAACAGCUAAUUCUGUCAGUUGAGAAAGAUGGAGGAAGCACAAGGGCUCACCUGGGUGCGCUGCUGCAGUGAGCCCCACGCGUCUCCUGGCGAGCGGGCGGUGCGGCCGUGCCGGCUCUCAGGACAGUACGAUGCACUUGGGACACGAGGUCUACACGCACAGGUCUGUAGGGUACCCAGCGGGCCCUGGGGCCGCACAGCCCCGUGACAGAGACCGUGGACCCGGUGUUCUGCCUUUACUAGGGCCGCAGGGUGGGAUCUCUGGGGUUUUGUGGGGUCAUUUAUUGUUGGCUAGUUUGGAGCAGAAGAGUGGGACUGGGGUCUCAGGAGGGCGGAGGCUGUAGGCGGCCCACUUCCUUCUCUGGUGGUUCUGCUAAUGGCUGUGUCCUACAGCUGGCAACACACACAUUCCAGAUGGAGGUCUUUUGAAAUGGACGCCCUGGGUUGAUACCAGACUCACCACAGAGACAUAAUUCUAAAGUGACAAGGACAAAGUAACAGAUAACAGGAAAUUAAAAGCAUCAUAAGAAAUUAGGUUUCGCUGGGCAAAUAAAUUUGAAGGCCUGGAUGAAAUGAAUUAGCUCCUAGGUGAAUAUUUAACUAAACUACCCAGAAUAGGCCUAAAACUUCUGCAGGACAAUUGCUACGGGGGAAAAGAGAAGGUUGUCCGGAAACUUCCCCUAAAGCAGGCUCAGUUCCAGAUGGAAAACCCUGUUAACCUUUAGGGAACAGUCAAUCCCAAAUGUCUCUAAACUCCUUCAGGCCAAGAAAAAUAAGCUUCCAAGUUCUUUGUGGAAGAAAACAAUCUCAACCGAAAGAAAGCUACAAACCAAUUUAUAAUCACCAGUCCAGAAACCCUGAAUACCAACAAGCCCGAAUCUGGCGGCAUGUUCAAAGAAUAAUACACCUGAGCAAUACAUACGGGAAUGCAAGGAUGGUUCAAGGUUAGGACACACAUUCAUACAGGUAAUCACAGAACCAGAGCCCAGAGAAAAUAAGUCCUGUGACCCCUUUUGGGAGCUGUGGUAGGGGUGCAUGGUCCCACCUGGUGAGUCCUCCCUACACCUGUGGAUUCCCACUGUGGGCCACCAGUGCAGAUGCAACCACAUGUCCUGGUGGCACCACCUCCCACAGCUGGUGUGUACCCGCACGUUCUCUCCAGCAUCCGUGGUGGGCAUAGCACAGCCAUAGGGCCACCCCAGCCCAGAGCUGUAUUCCCUCUGCUGUGGCCUGACCCCCUCAGACUCCAUUCCCACACAGAAUUCCCAGGGUCCCCAGUGUGGACUAGUGAAAUCUUGUGGUUAUUGGGGUGCAUAUGCUAGUUCCUCCAGGAUCAGUCUUCACACCUAACCCGC